AUGGCUACCUUGGAUAAUAUGUUUGCUCUCAAAGACCUAGGAAAGCUGAAUUACUUCUUAGGUACCCAAGUUCAAUAUCUGGAGCAUGGUUUUAUAUUGAAUCAGUCGAAAUAUGUUGAUGAUAUGUUACAAAGGAUUUGCUUUUCAGAUCUGAAAUCUACAGCCUCACCCAACAACUUAGGCAAAAAUCUAUCUAUCAAUGAUGGAGUUCCUCUCACUGACCCAUUUUUGUACAGAAGCACAAUUGGAGCACUCCAGUACAUAACGAACACCCGUCUGAACAUCACUUAUAUGGUAAAUCAUAUUAGUCAAUUCCUCAAAGCUUCUACAGAUGCUCACUGGCAAGCAACAAAGAGAGUUCUUCGAUACAUUAGUGGCACCAAGAACUAUGGCCUACUGUUUCAACCAAGUCAUUCCCUUGAAGUAUCAGCUUAUUCAGAUGUAGAUUGGGCAGCAAAUAUUGAUGAUAGAAAGUUAGUAGUUGCAUACUGUGUAUUUGUUGGUGGAAAUCUUGUCUCCUGGUCCUCAAAGAAACAAACAGCAGUAGCUCGAUCAAGUACUGAGUCAGAGUAUCGAGCCCUUGCCCACACGACUUCAGAAAUUAUUUGGCUUUAA
Molecule: messenger RNA, 615 nt
Organism: Benincasa hispida (wax gourd)
Lineage: Eukaryota; Viridiplantae; Streptophyta; Magnoliopsida; Cucurbitales; Cucurbitaceae
Source: RefSeq, a predicted model, not a curated record